Messenger RNA from Cucurbitaria berberidis CBS 394.84, 1761 nucleotides. Its product is annotated as HET-domain-containing protein. NCBI's taxonomy places the organism in Eukaryota, Fungi, Ascomycota, Dothideomycetes, Pleosporales, Cucurbitariaceae. The transcript has a single exon. The record is from RefSeq and is a predicted model, not a curated record. The coding region runs from base 1 to 1761 and encodes 586 amino acids.
AUGCCCUACGGCUUGGCCUCCAGAUACCUAGAUUUCCAAAUCAUUCCUUUCACUUUAGCUGGUAAGAUAACUCAGCGCACUCACCUCGAAUAUCAAGUUAAUAUCAAGGAUACCUCAGAUCCUGGGUUGCGUUUGCUACGGCAACGUUCCACAGAUACACUUUUCGAACAGGCCGUCACAUUCCUAAGGUCGAAACUGAACGAGUGUCUGGCUACACAUGCAGAAUGUCACCACAUCGAGCCUCUCAAGGAGUCGAAGUACCCGACUCGUCUACUCAACUUGAAGAGCCCAUAUCGAUCCAGGGUUUUUCUCGAGGACACCAGUGAGGAGACCAAGGGUCAUUAUUUCACUCUUUCUCAUUGUUGGGGUGGUCUACAACCAGUCACGCUUACCCGUGGAUCGGAGCAGACUUUAAGAGGUGGUAUAAAUAUUCGCGAUUUACCGAAAACAUUUCGAGAAGCGAUAUACGUCUGUCGGAAGCUUGACAUCCCUUACCUAUGGAUCGAUUCCCUGUGCAUCUUUCAAGAUGACUUGACUGACUGGCAUGCUGAAGCGGCCUCAAUGCGUCAAGUCUAUGCGUCAGCAGUAUGCAACAUAGCUGCGGCAGGGGCUAAGGAUGCCUCGGUAGGUUUACGGUUCCAGCAUGAUUCGAUGGUGUCGGACUCAUUUGAAAUUUCUGCACCUAAACAGUUUUGGCUUCCUGGCCAGAAACAAGCUCCAAUUGAGUACCUUGUUUGUUCUAGAUCCUCAUUCUCGAGGGACAUUGAAAAUGGUCCUCUCAACUUCAGAGCAUGGGUCCUGCAAGAACGUGUUCUAUCUCGGCGAACGAUGCAUUUCACAGCUUCUGGUGUCUAUUGGGAAUGUCUAAGUAACAUCGCUAAUGUUAUGUACCCCGAACGCCUCCCGGACUGGAUCUACCGAGAGGAAGAGAUACAAACGAUCAAACUCUUACUGCUCCAAGGGAACGAUACCAAUAAUAGUCAUGUAACACAAGCCUGGAAAAACAAGGUGUAUGAUGCCUGGAAUCAGCUCUGCUAUAUGUAUUCCAGAAUGGGUAUGAGCGUGGAAAGCGAUAAGCUUGUGGCUAUCCAUGGCAUUGCACAAAAGCUGUCACAAAUUAAUGGCGACAAACUGGUUUGUGGACUGUGGGAGCAACGUCUACUUCCGCAAUUAUUAUGGUGCUCGGUUCAGAUUCCCAACUUAGCGACUUCCUUUCCGCUCCAUUGGCGAGCUCCAAGCUGGAGCUGGGCAAGCAACAAUAACAUAUUUUUACAUGCAGCGCAUCUGAGUUGUGGUUAUGGUCAAGCAAAGGCGAUAGUUGAGAAAAUUGAGGUCGACGCGUACGUAUCUGGGCAACUGAAAGAUGCCUCGUUGACGCUACGUGGUAAAGUCGUAGAGGCUAAGUUGGAUUUACAAACAGAGGUUAAAAAUUCCGUACGUUCAGUGACUACGGCGCACCUCCAUUGCGGAGACGACGCAAUGAAAGUAUGCGCACCGUUUUUCGACCUAACUGCAGACGACUCAGACUCGAUGACCUUCCACGAGCAGGUCCUCUGUAUCGGCGUCUAUGAGGAUCGGUGCGGUAGGAAUGCAGAGGAAGACUUCCACCCGACCUGGGAAUUGGGCGUUCUCAUUCUCCGACAAUGCCACCUGGAUCCCCCAAAAUAUCAACGAAUUGGCAUCUUCCUACUGUCAGGAGAAGACCUCGCUUUCUACACAUCCCACGAAUCGCAGGAGGAACGCAGCAUAACCAUCAUCUAA